CUACUCUUAAAAUUUCUUCUUCAAUUCAAUUCAUUUCUUUUCUUUAUUCUCCUGCAUUCUCUCUCCUCAUCUCAUUGAUUAUCUGUUUUUAUAAUCAGAACCCAAUCUUUGAUUUGUGUAAUGAACAAAGUCCAAGGAAAAUCAAUCAAAAUCUGGGUCCUUUUCCAUAUCCAUAGAUAGACAUAUUCAUGUCGGAAUUCUCUACUUCUCAUCAUCAACUUGUAUAUUUCAGACUCUGAAUCAUCCAAGGUGAAGUUUUUCUCUCUGGGUUCUUUCUUAUAUUCAUCAUUGUGUUACGAUUCGGUCAAAAUUUGUGAAUAAAUAUUUUGAUCUUCUAAGUGUUUGAUUUUAUUCCUCAAUGAAAAAUGGUUAGCAAGAUCUGAUCAAUUGCAAUUAUAUGUGUUGUUGAUCUGGUGAAUUAAUCUAAUUUUGAAGAGAUUAGCAAAGGGUUUUCUUGGAUUUUUUAAUUCUAUUUUGAAUUCUGAAUUCUGAAUUUGGGGGUGUGGAAGUGUUAUUAUGGAGCUUGAAAUGGAGGAUCAGAAUGUAGAAGAGGUCGAGACAAUAGAUACAUUGGAUAGAGAUACCUCUACUGAAUUUCCUCUUAGGGAGACUCGGCUUUAUCGGACUCGAUUUCCUGGUGCUGUUAGACAAAAGGCUUAUAGAUUUGAUGGUGUAGGAGGUUAUUUUAACAAAGAAUGGGAUUUAACAGAAGGUAGUGGUAGAGAGUUUAAUUGGUAUCAUGUUGAAUUACCAAGAGGGAAUCAGAAACUUUCAGUCUUGGCACAAUACUUAAUCGAUGUGCUUUGUCCGCCUUUGAAACUACAGGAUAUACUAUCGCUUGUCACGAAUGGGCCGUUUUGUGGUCAUGUUGAUGGGGCGUUUGUAUUUAGAGUGAAUUCACCUGGUCCAGGGUCGAGUAAUUUUACACUUAGGAUUGCUGCUAGAGUAACAGAGAAUUCGUUGAUCACUGUGUCGUUGGGGCGUGUUCCUAGAUUGGGGUUCUCACCGACGGGGCAAUCUCUACUUUCGGAGAUUCCUAGUGUUGAGAGUCCUAGCAGUAGGCGUAAGGAGGAAGAGAUAGAAAAUGGUGGUGCAAUUGUCAUUAGGGAACAUGUUCUUGAGUUUCUAUUGACAAUGAAUCAUUCCGAAGAAGCUGAUAAUCCUGUACCUAAGACUAUCGCGAAUCUUGUGGUGCAUGUUAUUGACACACACAUGGACCACCUUCAGGAUAUAGUUACCAAGCUUGAGAUGGAGUUGGACUCAGUUGAGAUCGAACUAGACAAAGGUGGUUUUGCAUUGAAAAAGCAAAUGCUGGAUGACAGAAGAUUCCCCAAAAUGCACCUGAAUAUACAGCGCCUCCUACAGGUCAUUGCACAUGGGGAGCAAGUGUUUCCACGUGUUAAAGAAAAAUGUGCGACGAAGAGUUGGUUUGCGGGUGAAGAUAUUGUUUCACUAGAAGAGUUAGUCGGACGUCUUAGGAGGCUAAAAGAGAAUGUUGGAUUUAUAGCUAAUCGUGUUACAGCAAUCCAGGCUGGUCUUGAUAGUUGGCAAGCAGAGCAAAUAAACAGAAAGCUUUACUAUCUUUCCUUCCUGUCGAUCAUUUUCCUUCCUUUAUCCAUCAUAACCGGAGUGUUCGGAAUGAAUGUCGGAGGUGUUCCAUGGACGGAGCAGAAAAAUCCUAAACUGAAAGAUGGGUUCCUCAAUGUGAUGCUUAUAUGUGUAGUAACACUCUUUUUAGUAUUUCUCUGCUUCAUGUUCCCAACUGUCUAUGUCUAUAUAUCUACCUGGAGAAGGCGAAGAGCACUUAAAAGGAGUUGGUCCUUGAAUAGAAAGUCGUUUCUAAGAAGAACCAUGGGAGUUCCGGAAAGAGGGGGAUAUCUUCGGAUUUGAAAAUUUCUGGUAAGCAUAUCCUUGGUUACCAUAACCUUCUGAACUCUAGCUGGGAGAACCUAUGUUAAUGAGACAGAACUUUAUGAGGAAAACUUGCAUAUCCUGUCAUCGAAUAUCUCUGAUGGUUCUCAUGCAAUAUUCCUUGAACGAGCAUGUAAACUGUUGUACAGAUGAGAAGGUAGGGGUAGUAUAUUAGCCGUGAGAUGUGAAAUAUAAGAGAAGUUUUAGCUAAUACAUCAAUACCUGUUCAAUUUCGGACAUCAAACGGGAGUAGGCAGUGUUCAGUUGAUUGUAAAAACCCUCAUUCCCCAUUGAAGUUUCAUUUUAUCUCAAUCUAUUCCUUGUGGAAAUUUCUGGUUUGGGAUGUUGUAGAGCCAGCACCCUUUGUAAACAUCAACUUUAUAAAUCAUUGAAGUCCGAGUGUAAUUUAGAUUUCAAAUGUCAAUGUUUUUGACAAAUAUUGAAUUGGUUUGUUUUUCGCGUUUCUUGCCGGUUUUA
Molecule: messenger RNA, 2388 nt
Organism: Papaver somniferum (opium poppy)
Lineage: Eukaryota; Viridiplantae; Streptophyta; Magnoliopsida; Ranunculales; Papaveraceae
Exons: 4
Coding region: 517-1890 (457 amino acids)
Biological process (GO): metal ion transport; transmembrane transport
Cellular component (GO): membrane
Molecular function (GO): metal ion transmembrane transporter activity
Source: RefSeq, a predicted model, not a curated record